Molecule: messenger RNA, 1776 nt
Organism: Orbilia oligospora ATCC 24927
Lineage: Eukaryota; Fungi; Ascomycota; Orbiliomycetes; Orbiliales; Orbiliaceae
Exons: 4
Coding region: 1-1776 (591 amino acids)
Biological process (GO): proteolysis
Molecular function (GO): aspartic-type endopeptidase activity
Source: RefSeq, a predicted model, not a curated record
AUGGUUGGGUUGUCGUUGUCCCGAAGCGGCACGAUACUGCUGGCAUUGGCGAGUACUCUUUCGACAGGCGUUGAAGCGGUUUCGAUAUACGACCGGGCGACAGAUUAUAUAAGUGAGAGUGUUAAGUUGGUUAAAAGAGCAGCGACGGAUCCGGUGCUAUUUAAAUAUAGUGUGCUGCGAUAUGCAUUUUUCGUUAACCUCGAAAUCGGGUCGCGGGAGGACUCCGUCAAUGUCCGAUUAACAGACCAACCUUGGUUUUGGGUCGGGUCUAAGAAGCCAGCGAAUUGUAGUAGGGAGGAGAGCAGAGCCAAUUAUCUCCAGUGCGUCUAUGUAGACUGGUCUGGCCUUUACAGCCCCAACCGAUCCUCGACGUUUAGGAAUGUAUCUGAUGCAGUCCUAAGUUUAACGCAAUCAGAUAGUUCGAGGUUUACAAGAGGUUAUUACGGUACCGAUACCGUUAAAUUCGGAGAUUCGACACUGGAUAAUGUUUAUAUCGGUGUCGCGAAUAAUUUUACGCAAGCGCCCGAGAUGGGAAUCGGUGUCUAUGAUAAUGAUAGACAAACAUUUCCGAGUUUUAUGGAAUCUCUGCUUCAAGGAAGAGAGAUCAAGUCUUUGACACAUGGACUUUAUUUUAAUUGGUUUGAACGUAAUGAGAGUUACCUCACCUUUGGGUCCGUUGAUACCGCUAAAUACGACGGAAACCUCGUGACCUUUAACGCCUCCACCAACGGCGAAAUCACCGUUGUUAGACUUGUGGGCGCCUCUUUCGGAUCGCCCGGAGAAAUGGAAGAACUCAACCCAGUCCGAAACCUUCGUGCCAAUGUCGAAUUCAGCACAAGCCGAAUGUCACUUCCCGACGAUGUUAUCCCUACAAUAGUCGACCGGACGGGGGCCGUGUACGACGAUAACUGGGGCGGAUACCUCGUUGACUGCACAAUGCGAAAUUCCGAUCUGAGCUUUGAAUUCAGGUUUGAAGACGUCAACAUUACCGUCAAUGCCAACCAUUUUAUUCUACCGGCAUACGGUGUUUUGGGAUAUAGAUAUCAGUUAGCAGGAGAGGAUGCGUGUUCUUUACAGGUGAAUCCUAUGAGCAAAUACAGUAUUGCAACGAAUUUGGGUUAUGAAGCUGUACUCGGGACACCAUUUGCAAGACAUACCUAUUUGGUUCACGAUUAUACCAAUCGACAACUUAGCUUUGCGCCAGCUAAGUUUAACGUUACGGAGACCAAUAUCGUCGAGUUGGAUUCUAGGGGCGUAGCGCCAUUAUUCAGCGAGCUGCCGGAGCCAACACCAACAGCGCCACCAAUUAACACCGACCCACCAAGUCCCUCCCCAAGUGGAGAUUCCGGAGGAAGCAAAACCAACGUUGGCGCUAUCGCAGGUGGUGCAGUUGGUGGUGUAGCAGCGAUAGCUGGACUCGCGAUCCUGGCGUUCUUCAUGAUGAAACGGAGACGACAGCCUGUUUCUGACGAAACCCUUCCUGCCCCUCCACCGCCUAUGAUGCAUAACUCCAUGCCUGCUUCGCCGCAGGGUGGUCAGGCCGGGUAUAGCCAUGUACCAUACUAUGAUGUCACCAAGGGACAUGAGGGUGCCAGACCUGUUAGCGAGCUCGCUGGUGGGGAUUAUAAUUGGAAUAAUCCUGGGGCUCAAGUACCAGUUGCUCAAGGAAACACACAUCCGCAAUUUGGAGCGCCGUACCAAGGGAAUACAGGGUAUGUUAAUGAGGCACCUGGCAGUCAGACAUUUGCGCAUGAGAUGCCGGCACAAUAUAGGUAG